AUGCUGGCAUGGCAAAGGACUGCCCGGAGUACAAGUGUUCAGCUUGAGAAUACAGUCUGGUUGUCAAGCAUUCAGCGUUGGUCUUCUACAAGAUCGGAACAUCCAGAAUACAACUAUGAUGCAGCCAGAGAUUGGUUCAGAAAUCAAUAUUCCCCAGACACCUUGAGCAAGAUUGGAGAAGUGACCUACAGUCGCUCCAGCGGGCCUGGAGGACAGAAUGUGAACAAAUUGAACUCCAAAGCUCAGCUGCGGGUACCUCUAGACCAACUCUUUCCAUUGAUACCAACGGUGUUGCACAAAGGCGUUCUCUCCUCGCGAUACUGUGCGGGAAAGUCCUCGUCUAUCCUCAUUCAAGCAGACGACAGUAGAAAGCAGCAGGCCAACAAAGAAACCUGCUUUCGAAAGCUGAACGAGUUGAUUGCUGAGGUGUACAGCCAUUCGGUGCCCGGGGAGACAUCAGAGGAACAGAAGCAAAAGGUGGAACGACUGCAAAAGAAGGAGAAAGAGGCAAGGUUAAAGGCCAAGAAACUGCAUUCAAGUAAGAAGGAGUCGAGGGGGAAACCUAGAUUCGACUGA
Messenger RNA from Exophiala aquamarina CBS 119918, 576 nucleotides. RefSeq lists its product as uncharacterized. NCBI's taxonomy places the organism in Eukaryota, Fungi, Ascomycota, Eurotiomycetes, Chaetothyriales, Herpotrichiellaceae. The coding region runs from base 1 to 576 and encodes 191 amino acids. Gene Ontology annotation, molecular function: translation release factor activity. The transcript is spliced from 2 exons. Gene Ontology annotation, cellular component: mitochondrial large ribosomal subunit. The record is from RefSeq and is a predicted model, not a curated record. Gene Ontology annotation, biological process: mitochondrial translational termination.